AAUCGUACUCUAUCGAAGUGACGUAGCCGUAACGUAACCUGCCGAACGGCGCGCACCCACCUGUUUUUUCCGAGUGACGCGUUUUCCAUUUUUCAAUUGUUUGUAAAAAGUGAAAACGGUGUUAGAUAAAGUGAUCGGAGAGUUUUUUCAUGUGAAAAAUAUUAAUAGCAAUUGUAUUUUGUGCUUCUACAUAGUUACUAAAUACUUUCUCUAUAGUUUCUACAUACACCUUCUAGAACAGGUUUUCAAGAUGAAGACGGGGCUUGUUAUAAUCUUUGUCUUCGGCCUAAUGCAAGCUCUAUGGGCGGCUCAAGUCGACGUGGUUAACAAAGAACUUCUGGUACUUCCUGGUCAAAACGCGACAUUCCUUUGUCGCGUCGGUGUAGCUCUCCAGUACUGCAGAAUAGAACUACCUGGAGGAAGAACUUUCAAUUUAAACAAACAAUUACCUUCAAACAGUGAAGUUUCGUAUUAUGGAAAUGGUUUAGAUGCUGGACAAUGUGGUGUCAACAUCCACCAAGUGACUGAAAAAGACAAUGGCGCUGUAAAAUGCACUUUAGGUAUACCUAGUGAAACCGCAGAAUCAGUAGGAACAAUGUCCCUCAUUGUAGCAAAGGCGCCAAAACAACCCGAAUUAGAUUUAAGUAGAGGAACUGAUUCGUUGAGAGUAUACAAAAUUAACGAUGUCUUAGAAGCUUCUUGUAUAGUUAGAGAUGGACGACCAGUAGCUAAUAUCAGUUGGUAUUUAGACGAUGAACCUAUCGAUAAUAUGGCUUUGAGGAUGCCCACUGUGAUCGAUCUCGCGAAGGAGAAUCUCCAAUCGACUGUACAAAAUUUCUCGAGAGUCUUACAACCAAUCGAUAAUGGGAGAUUUUUGAGAUGCGUCGCUUUUCAUCCCGCUUAUCCAGGCGGACAUUCCGAGACCAAAAGACAACUAGAUGUCAAAUUUCCACCUCUACCCAUCGAAGAUCCCAUCGAUAAAUUCGGUUAUCAAAUUGGAAAAGUUGGACUUAUUAAUAUAACCAUCGAAGCUAAUCCUAAACCGAGAAUCGAAUGGACAGUCGGAGGUCAACUGAUUAAGGAAGGAUCUACUGAUAAUACAGGUAGAAUUGAAGCAGAAGCUAUUAGAGAUUUGGAACGAGGUAGAUACGAAGCGAAUCUUAGAUUGGCAGCUGUUACAAAACAAGAUACCGAAGUAGAAUACAUUCUAACAGCUUACAACGAUCAAGGAUCGCAAACGUACCGGAUCAAAAUUUCCACAAGCCCUGAACCCGAAGGCUUUAAGAAAUUCUUUAGGCAAAAAAUAUACGGUGUUGAAUUAGGGGUAGGAGCCAUAGUAGGAGUGGUAGUUUUGGUACUUUUCAUAAUUCUUUUGGUAUCCAUCUUGAUUUUCGCAAAAAUGACAGGAAGAUGGUGUUUUACUGGGGGAGCCACAGUGAUCGACUACACGACAGGCGAAAACGGCCAACCCCCGCAUUCCGAUGGUGUAUCGGGCGACGGAGUCGACAAUCCCCAUCAUCAAGUUUCAUCUGAAUACAUUAACGGCAGCGAUCUGCCUAUAAAAAAAGACGAAAAAGUUGAUACGGCCGUGUAAUAGUUUUUAAUUAAUGACGUAUUAAUUGAGAAAAAUCACGGGGUGUUACUUUUUUAUUGAAAGAUCUAUUUAAAAGUUUAUCCAUAUUGUAAUAUUCGUAUUAAUACGUGGAUUUAUUUCAUUUUUCUUUUAUGUUUUAAAGUAUAAAAAAAGUAACAACUCUAUCGGUGUAUUAUCUACGAAAAAAUUUAACAUUUCGAAUGUUAGGUUAUAUUCAACUUUGUCGAUAUUUUUUUGAGGUUAGAAUUUAGUGUGAUAAGAGGUCAAUCUGUGUUUGCGUAUGCAGCUAAUAAAUGGACAUUAUAUAUAUAGAUCUAUAUAUAUAUAUAUUAUAUUUGUAAGUUUAUUUUAUAGUAUAAAAAAGAAAUAAUUGUGUUGGGUAUAAUUGCUUGUAGUAUAUUUGGACUGAUGAUAUUUAUAGUAUCAAAUUUUGAAAAAAAUAAUGUAAUCAAAAUUAUUGUGCGUCGAGAAAUAAAAAGAAAUCAGUCUCUUGGUCCAUUUCAUUCCAUUUUGAUACAUUUCCAAAAAUCACUUUUUGAAUUCCAAAUAUAUUUAUGUAUUUCGAGAUAAACAUGACAACACUGUACUAUUACGUACGUACAAUGUUGUAACGUUUUUAAUGGAGUUAUUUCCGUUCUAAUAUACGAAUUGACUGCUAUUUAUAGGUUAGAUAUUUUUCAAAAUACAAAAAAAACGUUGUCUAUUUCUAUUUAGAACUUAUAUGUAUAUAAAAUAUAUUAGUUUUAUUACUACAUAAGAUGUUGAACAUAAACUACAAUUAUAUUCGUUGCCUUUCAAAAUCAGUUAUUCCAAACUAUGAGUUUAGAUUUUUUUCUUGAAUUUUACACUUAUUUUUUCAUUUAUUUGUAGUUUAUGCGAUACGCUUUGAACUCAGCAAAUAUUUUGUUCGAAAAGUAGGUUGCUAUUCGAAACAAAAAUAAUCUUAUACUGUUUUCAUUACCACAUCUAAAAUAAUGUUCUAUGGGUUCCAUAACCUCUAUCAAAACAUCCAGAAACUUAUUACUCACUUUAUUCCCAUGAUAUCGCAAUAAGACUUAAUUUUUGACCACCUUGUAAAACGUUAAUAAUUCAGAAGUACCAACUGUUUUUAUAAAUGUCAAGUUUCUCAAAACGCGAUGUAAAAUGUAAUCUAUGGGGUUUUUCCUUCUUGUUUUAUUCCUUUCUCUUUAAUCCCAUUUGAUCCGAUCAGUAGUUCAUUUGUCUUUGAUCCCAAUUGUGCAUACGUUCGUUUAUCUUUGAAUUCAUCCAAUUAGAUCAAUGGUUCAUUUGUCUAUGAUCUAGUGGUUCGUUUCUCUUUAAUCCCAUCUGACCCGAUCAGUAGUUCAUUUGUCUUUGAUCCCAAUUGUGCAUACAAGUCGUUCGUUUAUCUUUGAAUUCAUCCAAUUAGAUCAAUGGUUCAUUUGUCUAUGAUCUAGUGGUUCGUUUAUUUUAAAUCCUAUUUGAUUAGAUCAGUCAUUCAUUUGUCUAUUAUCUACAGCUAUUAGAUCAGUUGUUGUUUGUUAUUCAUUCAGUUGUUAAUUCUUCUGCGAUUCUCAUUUAAUCCUUUAUCUUAUUUAUUUGUUUAUUCGUCUGUGUUCUCAUGUGAUUUAAUCAGUUUCUCGUUUGUCAUUCAGCUCAAUUGUUCACAGCAGUGGUUUAUUAUCUGUGAUAUUAUGUGAUCUGAUCAGUUGUUUGCUCUGCAUCUAAUUUUCUUCAUAUCAUUAGAUCACUCAUUCGUUUGUCUGUGAUCUGAUUUGAUUAGAUCAGUUGUUCGUUUGUCCUUCAUCUCAUAUAUUCAUAACAGUGGUUCAUUUAUUUUGAUCUUACUUUUGAUUAGAUCUGUUGUUCAUUUAUCUGCGAUCUCAUGUGAUCAUUUUAAUGGUUCGUUUAUUUUAAAUCCCAUUUAAUUAGCUCAGCAAUUCGUUUGUCUAUGAUCUCAUUUGCUUAUAUCAAUAGUUCGUUUAUCUUUGAUCCCAUUUUUGUUAGAUCUAUGGUUCAUUUGUUGAUAUCAAUGGUUCGUUCAUAUCAUUUAUUUAGAUCAGUGGUUUAUUUAUCUGUGGCUCGUUUAUCUUUGAUAGCAUUUAAUUAGAUCACUCAUUAGUUUGUCUGCGAUCUGAUUUGAUUAGAUUAGUUGUUCGUUUGUUCUUCAUCUUUUGUGUUCAUUUCAGCGGUUCUCUUAUGUUUAAUCUCAUUUGAUUAGCUCAGUAGUUCGUUUGUCUAUGAUCUCAUUUUCUUUAUAUCAGUAGAUCGUUUAUCUUUAUUCCAAUUUGUCAUAAGAUCUAUGGUUCAUUUGUCUGCGAUCUCAUGUGAUCAGAUCACUUGAUCGUUUGUUUGUGAUCUCAUUUGAUAUGUUCGGUAGUUCGUCUCAUAUUAUCAAAUUUUCUUAUUUUGUUUUACUUUUGUGCUUUUAUUUGUUUGCUUUUUCAUUUUCUAUAUAUUAAUAUUUUUUUCGGAACAAAAAUAUUUAUUCUAUCAAGUCUUCCAUUACGUCUCUUCUAAGUCUUCCAAAAUGUAUUAUAAUGAUUCAAUUGAUUCCAGAUUUUGUUACUUUGUAAAAUUAAUAAUAAAAAAUAGCAGCCUACUAAUUUGAUAUAUGGGCAAUUCUUAAAUCAUUUAAAGUUUUUUGAAUCGCCCUGUAUUGACAUUAUAUUUACCGAGUUCCUAACUUAAGUGUUUCACUGGAUAAAAAUAUAUGAUAAGUACCAUUUUAUUGUGAAAUAUUUUAAAACUAAGUUAAAUCGAGCGGUCCAAUUUUCUUUUUUUUAUCUCAUUGUAUAUUAUUUUAUUAUUUCUCUAAUAUGACAUUUAAUUAAGGAUAAAUACUCAAUAUUUUUUAGUGAUUUACUAUUUUGUAUAGAUUUAAAUUAUUUAUAUUGUAAACUCUUUUUACAAAUUUAUUAAAAUAUCUUUAUACUGCCAUAUUUAACCAUCAGAUUUUAACACUGUAAUCAAUUUUUCUUUUGUUAAAAGUCGAAUUUACAAAAAAAUAGUUUUCCAAAAAACCAUUCUUCUCAAAUUCUUUUCUGUAGUGUUAAUGAAAAGUACAUUUAUAUUUGACAGCCAUAAUAGAAGUUUUUAAAUUUAAUCUUGAUGUCAUUUAACACGUUCACUGAUGGAUAUUUGCUAAGCAAGAUUUAUCAACAUAACUUGCCACAAUAAUUAUAGUUUCUUCUAAUUCCAUGCCUUAAUAAUAAACAAUACAUUUUUUGAAGAUUCCAGGAUACAAAAUACAAAAUUUUUUUUUGCUUUUGUCAUCAAGAUUGAAAUUAUCUAUCUACUACUUUAUCUUAACAUGUCAAAGACUUUCGAAAUCCAAUUUUGAUUUGUGGUAUAUUUCGACUUCUGACUUAAAAAAAAUAAUUUAACAUUCCAUGUUGUAUUCUUAUUGUGGUUAUGAUGAACAACAAGCACUACAAACUUUACAAUUUUUUCACUUUAUAAGUAUCAUAAAUAUUGAAAAUCAAAUUCAUAAUUAUUCAUAGAAUUUGAAUGUUAUAAAACGAACUUUAUUAAUAAAUGGGACAAUAAUUAUUAUUUUUAUUCAUUUAAGAAGGGAAAAAUAACAAGUUUACACAUUUUUUUAGAAAAAAAUCGACUAAUAAUGAAUUUUUGGCUACUUAAAAAAGUUUUUUUUUUAUUUAAUUACUUGCAAAAGUUUUUAGCUUCCAUUUUACUCGGAAUUUAUAAAAAAACGAAUAUUUUCGAACUAAUUGCAAUAAAAAUCAAAAAUAUAAAAUUUUUCUCAGCAAACCUAAAAAAAAUUAUAUAUCGCUUUCUCGAAUUAUUUUUCUUACUCUAAGAAAUAUAAAACACCCUGUACUACUCACUUUUUUUGUUAUUGAAUCCAGUCAAUUAUAAUUAAAUAUUGGUUAUGAAACCAUACAAUUUGAUUUUCAUUUUGAUAUAAUGAAAAUAUUAUUUUCCAAUUAGAUCCUCGACAUUAAGAUUGUUACAAUUUACUUUUUUGUUCACUUCUUCAUUGUCUCAUUAUGAUCGUUGUAUUAACAAUAAAUAAUUAGUAAUUCAUCAAAUUUAAUUAGUUAUGGCAUAGCAACUUUUUUUUUUCAACUAAAUUAUAACAAAAUGACAUUGUAAACAACAAUUUUUGAUAAAUACAGAGUUGCCAAUGUUGAAAACAGUUCCAAAGAUAGAGUUGCCAACGAGAAUUAAAGUAUAUUUAUGUCGGAGAAUAUUUGACAGUAUUUUGCUAUUAUUUAAUAUUUUAAAUAAAUGAAUUUGUUUAGAACUUCUCGCUUAACUAAUUAAUUAACAGUCUUUUUUGAAAAACUCCUACGUUUCACUACAAUUGUGACUGUCUCGAAUAUUUGACAUUUGACAGAUUUGUAUCGAAACUAUUAAUAUGAUUUAUUUAUGACUGCACAGCACUUAACACUCAUUUUGGAUAAUUUAUUUUUAUUUACUUUAUUUUCUAACAUUCAAAACUUAAUAUAAUUAAUGAAGACUAUUUAGUUGCUUUUGAUUUUGAAUACUUUAAUUUUAUUCACUUUAUUUUCUAGUAUUCAAAAUAUAAAAUAAUUAAUGAAGACUUCUUUAAAAACUUUUCGCGUUUCACUACACUGUUUGGCAUAUUUGACAUUUGACAGAUUCGUUUUGAAACUAUUAACUUCUAAUGCCAUCGAAGGCCAAAAACCUUGUUAACAUGGUCCACAUAGGUUGCAAGCUCCUAGAUUGUGCAUUUCGUGCCGUACAUUACACAUGAGCACGAGAUCGAAUUGUCAUAUUUUACUUUUUGAUUACAAAUAAUUUGAAGUAGUGUUUUCUAUUUUCAUAUUAUGUUUCAUAUUAAUUUAUAUUCAUCGUUUACUUUUGUAUUCAUAAUAAAUUAAAAUAUGGCCCAAUUGAACUUAACCUCAAAAAACUGAGCCAACACUCAUUAUUCUAAGCAUUUUGAUGAUUUGACAUUGACAUUCCGAAACUCGAUUAAUAUGAUUUGUUGAUAGCUGCACAGUACUCAUAGUGCUAAGUAUUUUAAUGCUUUUGAUUUUGGAUACUUCACAUUAUUUUCUAGUAUUCAAAACAUAUAAUAAUUAAUCAAGAAUUACGGUAUAUAUUUAUCGUUUAAAGCAAUUAUACAUUUAGUUUAGAAUAUCCAACUUGUCAAUGAAGUGUCAAUAAUAUUUUUAUUUCAAAAUUUUCAAGCGGACUGUUGACAUUGAUUCACUCUGUAUAUUUAUCACGUAGAAUUUUUUUUUGUGAAAGUCACUAAAUUCCAGUUAAUUAAGUACUUAAAAUAUAGAUAUUACAUAAAUUAAUGUAAAAAUUUUUGUAUGUUAAAUAUAUUCGUAAAAAUAUUUAGAAUAAGUUGGACAAAUCACUUAUAACUUGUUUUAUAAAUAAAUAUAUUGAUUGAAAUAUUA
Diorhabda sublineata is the source of this 6972-nucleotide messenger RNA. Its product is annotated as fasciclin-3. Gene Ontology annotation, cellular component: cell-cell junction. Lineage: Eukaryota; Metazoa; Arthropoda; Insecta; Coleoptera; Chrysomelidae. Gene Ontology annotation, biological process: cell-cell adhesion. The transcript is spliced from 10 exons. Gene Ontology annotation, molecular function: cell adhesion molecule binding. The record is from RefSeq and is a predicted model, not a curated record. Bases 251 to 1594 code for a protein of 447 amino acids.